Messenger RNA from Ceutorhynchus assimilis (cabbage seed weevil), 1239 nucleotides. The record is from the annotation of a GenBank genome assembly. Lineage: Eukaryota; Metazoa; Arthropoda; Insecta; Coleoptera; Curculionidae.
UUUUCAAUCAAUUUGGUUAUAAAUAAGAAUGGAGUAGGUACACAGGCAACAUCAUGUUUUACAAACAUAGUUUUACAUUUCUCUGUCCGUUAAUAGUUUUAUGUUCAAUAUUCGGAAUAUGUCCAUCAGUAUUUACUCGCAGUGCAUCAGUGAGGAAGAAUAAUUUUUUGUGGUACCAAAUAUAUUGUACCAUCCUAAUGACGUUAUCUCUCGGAACCACCGCGUAUGUGUUGUACAAGAAGGAUGAAAGUACAGUGCCUUAUGCCGUACACGUUGCUGAUACUUUUGUACAUUUUGCUUUGAGUGUUACGACACUUUGCAUGUUUGUCAGUUCAGUUUACAGCUCAAAAGGUUUUCUCCUCAAUAGAAUGUUUAAGAAAAUGGACUACGUAGAUGACCAACUUAAAUAUAGCAUUAUUUAUCAAAAACGAAGACUAUUCACCGGCAUUUUCAUUUAUUGUUUUUUAAUUAUAAUUUACUUAAUUUACGACACUUUUACCUGGGGAAGCUUUCUUGAUGGCAGCCAAGAAUAUUUUUUCUACAAUUUACCAAAAAAUUUCCAAAUUUCUCAGUUUUCUAUUGGAAUGUUAUUGCCAAUGUCUGUGCUGAUUUUGAAUUAUCUUAAAAUAAAAGGUUUUAAUAGAGCUUUAAAAAAUUACUCGAAAUUAAACUAUAUCCAAGCUGCCCAAUCUGAAGCCAACGAGAAUAAUAAAAACUUCUUCAAACAAAUGUGCCACGUGCAUACAACCAUAUAUGAAAUCGUCGAGAAUUUCAAUAAAAUAUUUGGAACAGCUCUGUUAGUUGGUACUUUAAUGGGGAUUGGCUUGGUUUUACACUAUAUUAUCAUUUUGUUAGUGUAUUUUCAGUUUAAUGGCAAUUGGAAAGGAGCUACUAAAUAUAAAUACUAUGUGUUAGCUCAGUGCAUUAAUGGAAUGUUGAUCCCUUUGCUACAAAUGUUACUACUAGCAACUAUAGGCGACCGGGUAGCCUUUGAAGCUUCGAAAUCCUCAAAUCUUUGCCUGGCACUCCUCAAUAAAUUCCCAGCCUAUUCAACUUAUGAUUGGGAAAGAGAAAUUAUCGAAGAACUCAAAACUUUAAUGCUACAAUGCUCAUUUAGAAACAUAGUGAUAACAGCCAAAAGGUUUUAUAGUGUUAACCAUACUAUGUUGGGUUUUGUGAUAACAUCGCUAGUGACGAAUAUUAUUGUGAUUAUGCAGUUUCUUGGAACGAAUAAAUAGA